Musca domestica (house fly) is the source of this 2645-nucleotide messenger RNA. Its product is annotated as glycerol kinase. Gene Ontology annotation, molecular function: kinase activity; phosphotransferase activity, alcohol group as acceptor. The transcript is spliced from 8 exons. The record is from RefSeq and is a predicted model, not a curated record. NCBI's taxonomy places the organism in Eukaryota, Metazoa, Arthropoda, Insecta, Diptera, Muscidae. Gene Ontology annotation, cellular component: mitochondrion. Bases 237 to 2012 code for a protein of 591 amino acids. Gene Ontology annotation, biological process: triglyceride metabolic process; glycerol-3-phosphate biosynthetic process; glycerol metabolic process.
AUAUUUUGACGGCUGGUUUUUCGCAGACAUUUUUUACGCAAUCAAACCAACCAUCCAUUUUGCUCCUCAUCCAAAGAACAAUUAAAUGACCAAUGAAUAAACGGAAAAACAAACAAACUCAAAUAAUAAAUUGUAAAAAUCAAACAUAAAUUGUUAAAAAGCCAAACAAGUCAAGGCGGCGGUAAAUUGUGGAAAAAUAUUUGAAUUUUUUUAAUUUCGCAAACGCUAAGCAAAUUAUGGAACAGUAUGGAAAUUUUGGACCAUUAAUUGGUGUCAUCUAUCUAAGCAAUACACAUUGUAAAUUUAUGAUUUUUUCAACCAAAAAUGCCGAAGUUUUGACUUUCCAUGAAUUAAAGCUAAAACAAAUAGUCCACAAUGCCGGUUGGCUGGAAUAUGAUCCCAAUGAAAUAUGGAAACAUACCCAGGAAUGUAUUGAGGUGGCUUACAAAAAUCUGGUCAUAUUAGAGAUCAGUCCGCAUGACAUCAUCGCCUUGGGCAUAUGUAAUAUGCGAGGUACCACUGUCAUGUGGGACAAAGAAACUGGAAAUGUUUUACACAAUGCCAUUGGCUGGACUGAUUGUCGUUGUACUUCAAUGUUGAAGACAUUGCUUAAUAAUGUUAAACAAAAUGUUGAUUAUUUACGGCCCCUGUGUGGCUUGCCAUUGAGCACGUGUUUUAGUGCUUUGAAGAUUAAAUGGUUAAUUGAAAAUGUAACGGCUGUGAAGGAGGCUUUGGAGAGGGAUACAUUAUGUUUUGGAAACCUGGACUCAUGGAUAAUGUGGAAUCUUACCGGUUCCGAAACAUGUGGCGUUCAUUCCACAGACGUAACUAAUGCACAAUAUACUGGCCUUAUGAAUAUACACACAAUGCAGUGGGACAAGCAACUAUGCAAUUUUUAUAAAAUACCCAUGCAAAUACUGCCGCAAAUACGUUCCAAUUCAGAAAUUUUUGGUUAUGUUAUCGAAGGACCACUAAACAAUACACCAAUUGCCAGUUGUAUUGGUGAUCAACCUGCAGCUUUAUUGGGUCAACUAUCGUUAAAGGUUGGCCAAAACGUUUGUUCCAUAGAUGAUAGUUGUUUUUUAUUAUUAAAUACUGGCGAAGAACUUAUCGAAUCGGAAAAUGGCCUGCUCUCAAUAGUUUCAUAUAAAUUAGGUCCAAAAGCCAAGGCAUGUCAUGCCUUGGAGGGCGCCAUCAGUAAUGCCGGUUCAACGGUCCAAUGGCUUAAGGAGGGUUUGAAAAUUAAUACGGAAAUUAAUUCAAAUGAUAAUGUCGUCGAGGUGUUGAAUACAUUUCUGGGCGAAAGUUCUAUGAUCUCAUCAUCAUGUUCCUCAAGUAUAUUGAAUGCUGAGUGUGGUUUGGCAGCACGAAGAUCGGAGAUUACCUUUGUACCUGCUUUUCAUGGUCUUUACGCACCCUAUUGGAGAUAUGAUGCCAGGGGCAUCAUUCUUGGUCUGACAAGUCAAACUACUGCCGAAAAUGUUACCCAGGCUGCCUAUGAGGCAACCGGGUUUCAAAUCCACGAAGUCUUGGAGGCAUUCAAACGUGAUACACCCACAUGGAAUUGGAAGGAUAUAAAAGAACGACUGAUUUUUGGUGGAGAUUAUGCGGAGAAUACUUCCUUUGUUCAAUUCAUUGCCGAUAUUGUGGGGUUUGUGCUGGAAAGGCCGCAGACCACGGCACCAUGUGCAUUGGGUGCCAUGAUAGCAGCUGGCAUUACAAUGAAAGUUUUGGAUAAAAACUAUGCACAAAUUGCAUAUGUCCCACCCUCAGAUGCCAUUAGUCCAACUACCACACCAAACCGCCGUGCUUUGCUCUACAAACGCUGGGAGUAUGCCGUUAAGAAGUGUUUAAGCUGGAACAACUAUGAAACAUUCGAAGAGGACAUUGCCUUGUUUGCCCAAAGAGAACGUGACACAAAUCUGCCCAUACGCCGUUCCCUGCCGGGCAGUAUAUUUCUGACCAGUGCAUUUGUUUUCCUAAUCGUAGCCAAGUUCUUAAAUAACAAGUAAAUUUAAUUUAUCUUAAUCUAAAGAUAUUUACCAUAGAUAAUUGUGUUAGGAUUUCUUUUAUUUAUUUUUUUUUUUUGCCCCCGAAAAAAACAUACGUACAAAGUGUUAAUAGAAUAUUUUUUUUUUUUUUAAUUUUAAUGAACAAAAAAGAGAAAAGAAAAACUAUGUAAAAUUUUGUUAAAUGCAAUUUUUUUAUUUAUUGCUAAUUUUAAAUAUUUUUAACUUAAUUUGAUUUAGUUAUAAGUUGGAAUAUUGUUUUAGUAUAAAAUCUAGUCAUAUAUAGAUAUUUUAAAUUUGUUAACUAUAUAGCUAUAGAAAUUGUGUAUAUUAAUUAUUUUUAAGAAUGGCAUUUGUUUUUUACUCUACACACAAGAACAAAUGACAUUUGCCAACUAACUAGGUUCCUUGCUACCGGGAAUCAUACAAACGGGAAUGUUCAUGCAGGAACAAAGAAUAUUUUCCCCCAAUCUCCUCUCUUUCCAAUACUGUCGAUUUACUUUUAUGAUGAACAUAUUUUUAGCCAUGAGGAGUAUGUCAUUUUUUCUGUUUUUUUUUUUCUUAUGAAAAUAAAACUCUGCUUUCUUUUCUUACAAAACUCUUUUUUUCUUCAUUGGAAAACAUGAGUUUAGUUCU